Manihot esculenta (cassava) is the source of this 1524-nucleotide messenger RNA. RefSeq names its product protein LIFEGUARD 2. Lineage: Eukaryota; Viridiplantae; Streptophyta; Magnoliopsida; Malpighiales; Euphorbiaceae. The record is from RefSeq and is a predicted model, not a curated record. The coding region runs from base 449 to 1171 and encodes 240 amino acids. Gene Ontology annotation, cellular component: membrane. The transcript has 4 exons.
UUCUUUGAUUGGAUUGUAGUGAAAAAUUUUCUAUUUUAGGGUACUACCUGGGACUGUUUACCCGUCAACUUGGUCCCCUUUCUCUUCACCGUAUGGAGUACCUACGUUUUUUUUGUUUUUUUUUCUGAAAGAUGGAGUCCCUAAGUUUGAUUGUUCACAACUUCACAUAAAACAAGCAAAGCAAGAGCAAAAAAAUACAUGUGAAGCACAAAGGAGAAUGUUCAAAGAAAGGAAUGAGAAAAAGCUAAUGCUUGAAAGGAAAACCUUCGCACUAGCAUAUGCUUUGCCAGUUUUUUCUGAUUACACAAAACUUGCCCUGAGGUUGCUUCUGUCCCAAACAACUUCUCAAUUCUCAAAUGGCUAAUAAAGGAACAAAAACCAUACUUUCCUCUUCCCUGUAUCAAACUUCAACCAUUAGCCUGACCCCUAAACUUGACAAUCUUGAAUAAUGGGGCCGCCUAAGAAGAGGGACGUGGAGGCAGGAGGUCUAAGAGCAGUGCCAAUGGCGCUGGAAAGUCCAGAGCAGCACUGGUUCUUCAUUCGUAAAGUUUAUUCAAUAAUUGCUAUACAAUUGCUUGUGACAGUUGCCGUGGCAGCUACAGUUAAUCUCGUUGCUCCACUCACGCACUUUCUCGUGCACACUAAGGCCGGGUUGGCUCUCUACAUAGUCGUCAUCUUUAUUCCCUUCAUUGUUCUGUGUCCAUUAUACUACUAUUACCAGCUGCGUCCUGUAAAUUAUCUUCUCCUUGGGAUGUUUACGGUUGCGCUUGGAUUUUCAGUUGGAUUCACCUGUGCAUUCACCAGCGGGAAAAUUAUUCUGGAAUCUGCAACUGUUACAGCUGUAGCUGUGGUGAGUCUCACCCUGUACACGUUCUGGGCAGUAAGGAGAGGCCAUGAUUUCAGUUUCCUUGGGCCGUUCUUGUUUUGUGCCGUCAUUGCUGUUCUGCUCUUUGGUCUGAUUCAAAUUUUCUUGCCACUGGGAAAGAUCUCUGCAAUGAUCUAUGGGUGCUUGGCAUCAAUUUUGUUCUGCGGAUACAUAGUAUAUGACACGGACAACUUGAUUAAACGUUACGCUUAUGAUGAGUACAUUUGGGCAGCAGUUUCUUUGUAUUUGGAUAUCAUCAAUCUCUUCCUCUCUCUAUUAACUCUUUGCAGUGCGCGGGAAGGAUAGCUCAACAAGAGGUAUCUGUCACUCAUUACUGGGUUUUCUGUUUCUUCAUUCUGUUCGUCAGUUUUAGAAAUUGAAUUUUUUGAGAUUAUGAAUUGUGAAAUAUGAAUCUCUCUUUAUUAUUUUUAAUGGCAUGUGAUGAGGCCUAGCAACUGUAAGUCUUUUCUAGCUGCAAGCCUGCAAGUAGGCUUAUUCUAAGGUUCAGGGCUCCAGGAUGGACGAAAGCCACCCUUCUUGUUGAGUAUCCCUAAGUAUACUAGGCUUGAUUCAAUUGAAGCUUAACAAUUUUUUUUUUUUAUAGAAUUUAGUUGAUUUUGAUGUUCUGUAUAUUUAGUUUAAAAGUUUUCAAAUUUGAA